Amphiprion ocellaris (clown anemonefish) is the source of this 7991-nucleotide messenger RNA. RefSeq names its product rho GTPase-activating protein 5-like. The record is from RefSeq and is a predicted model, not a curated record. Bases 489 to 5015 code for a protein of 1508 amino acids. The transcript has 7 exons. Gene Ontology annotation, biological process: signal transduction. Gene Ontology annotation, molecular function: GTP binding; GTPase activity. NCBI's taxonomy places the organism in Eukaryota, Metazoa, Chordata, Actinopteri, Pomacentridae.
GCCUACCAGUGGCUGUUGAGAGAGAGAGGCGCCAUUACCGCUGCUGAGCUCCCUCCCUCCGCGGCAGGUUUCUCCUUUCAGCGCAUUCCUCACCGAGGCACCGAAUCACCGAAAUCCGCUGAAAUAGGCUGAAAAACGGGCUCCGGGCCGCCUGGGACCGCAGCUGACCGCAGCUCCACCUGAAGCGGGCUCCGGGGCGGCUGGUCGGGCCGCGAUGGCCGCAUAUUGAGGGCUGAAAGCGGAGUUUAGUGGCUGUUUGCCUCCUCCUCUCCGUGGUAUGUGGAUCUGGGAGCGACCAUGUUAUUAGGCAGGUGAUACCAGACGCCGGCUGAUCUAUCCCAGCGUGAAGAGUUCAGGAUAGAAGAGGACACAGUGUUCACUGCAUCAUGAGGGUGGAAGAGCCUCUGCACCACUGACAGCCACAACUGGAAUGAUAUCCUGACUUCUUUCCUGAGAGUAACCGAGUUAGCGAUGAACGGGGGGAUAUAAUGGCCAAGAACAAGGAUGCUCGACCCCCGACAUUCGCCGUCAGCGUGGUUGGCCUCUCGGGGACGGAGAAGGAGAAAGGGAACUGCGGCGUUGGCAAGUCCUGCCUGUGCAACCGAUACGUGCGUCCGCACGCUGACAGCUACUACUCGGAGCACACCUCAGUGCUCAGCACAAUAGACUUUGGUGGACGCGUGGUGAACAAUGACCACUUCCUGUACUGGGGGGAGGUGUCCCAUCGAGGGGACGAGGGGUUGGACUGUAAAAUCCAAGUCAUCGAACAAACAGAGUUCAUCGACGACCAGACGUUUCUCCCUCAUCGGAGCACCAACCUGCAGCCGUACACCAAGCGGGCGGCGGCAACCAAGCUGCAGUCGGCGGAGAAGCUGAUGUACAUCUGCACGGACCAGCUGGGCUUGGAGCAGGACUUUGACCAGAAGCAGAUGCCCGAUGGGAAGCUGAACAUCGACGGCUUCGUGCUCUGCAUCGACGUCAGCAAAGGCUGCAAUCGAAGGUUUGAUGACCAAAUGAAGUUCGUCAACAGUCUGUACUCUCAGAUAGUCAAGUCCAAGAAGCCCAUCGUUGUCGCUGCCACAAAAUGCGACGAGUGCAUUGAGCAGCACCUGAGGGACCUGCAGGCCUUCGUCGCCAACAAGAAGAACCUGAUGCUGAUUGAAACGUCGGCACGCUCCAACAUCAACAUAGAGCUCUGCUUUAACGCCCUCAUCCAGCAGCUGGACAAAACGAGAGGGAAGCCAAAAACUGUGCCAUACCUGGAGGCCUACAAAGUCCAGCGACAGCUCGUAGCCUCGGUGACGGAUCGAUUUGAGAAAGUGAUGGUGCACAGUGUCAGAGAUUAUCACACCACAUGGAAAACUGUGAUCAAUAAUCUGAAGGGCCAGCCAGACUACGACGAGUUCAUCACCUUGGAGGGCUCCAGGAAAGCUCGAAACAUGUUCACAAAGCACAUCGCACAACUGAAACAGGAGCACAUCCGGAGGAGGAGGGAGGAGUACCUGACCACACUGCCAAAAACCCUCAACAACCUCCUCAACAACCUGGACGAGGUCGAGCACCUGUCCUGGCCUGAGGCACAGAGCAUGAUCCGAAACCGGCCCGAUUUCCAGUAUUGGUUCGUGAUGCUGGAACAAACGCCAUGGGAUGAGACGGACCACAUUGACAACAGCGACCGCAGGAUACCCUUCGACCUACUCGACACGCCCGACGGCGAGAGGAUUUACCACAGCCACGUCCAGCAUCUGCUGUCGGAAAAGAGGAGGCUGGAGAUGAAGGAGAGGUUCAAGAAGACGCUUGAGAGGGUUCACUUCAUCAGCCCAGGGCAGCCGUGGGAGGAGGUCAUGUGCUUUGUGAUGGAGGAUGAGGCCUACAAGUACAUCACAGAAUCAGAUAGAAGGGAUGUUUACUGCAGGCACCAGCAGGAAAUAGUUGAAAGGGCCAAAGAGGAUUUUCAGGAAAUGCUUUUCGAGCAUGCUGAGCUGUUCUAUGACUUGGACCUGAAUGCAACUCCCAGUUGUGACAAGAUGACAGAGAUCCACAGCGUUCUGAAUGAGGAGCCCAGAUACCGAGCGCUGCAGAAACUGGCGCCGGACCGAGAGUCGCUGCUGCUCAAACACAUCGGCUUUGUUUAUCAUCCCACUAAAGAAACGUGUCUGAGUGGACAGAACUGUGUGGAUCUGAAGGUGGAGCAGGUUUUAGCUAACAGGCUGGUGCAGCUCGACCACGGACGCUCCAAUCUCUACUACAACAGUGCCAACAUUGACAAAAUCAACCUCUGCCUGCUGGGGAAGGAGGGUCUGUCCCAGGAACUGGCUAAUGAGAUCCGAGCUCAGUCCACAGACGAUGAGUACACCCUGGAUGGAAAAAUAUACGAGCUGGAGCUGCUUCCUGUGGAUGUGAACUCCACGCUACUCUUCAGCCACACCUGGGUCUCCACUUUCAAACCUCACGGCUGCUUCUGUGUGUUCAACUCCAUAGAGUCGCUCAACUGCAUCGGCGACUGCAUCGGUAGGAUCAGAGCCGAGAUCGCACAGAGCCGGAGAGAGCGAUUCACUCAGCCACUGCCUUUCAUCCUCAUCCUGGCCAAUCAGAGAGACAGUGUUUGCAAAAACAUCCCCAUCCUGAGACACCAGGGCCAACAGCUGGCAAACAAACUGCAGUGCACCUUUGUUGACAUCCCCUCUGGAGCCUUUCCACGAAAAUUUACAGAGUUCCAGAUCAAGCAGGGGCUGCGAGCAGUGCUGGAGGGGCUGAAGCACAGCUUUGAUGUGUUGGUGCCACUGCCCUGCAUCAAAGACAUGUCGGAGACCGACCUCAGAAUAGUCAUGUGUGCCAUGUGCUGGGAUCCGUUCAGUGUGGACCUCAUCCUCUCGCCUUUCCUGGACUCUCACUGCUGCAGCGCCGGGCAGCCGGGUCAGAGCAACACUCUGAUCCUGGACAAGAUCAUUGGGGACAGCAGGCGGAGGAUUCAGGUCACUGUCCUCUCAUACCACUCUGCCAUUGGCAUCCGCAAAGACGAGCUGGUGCACGGCUACAUCCUGGUCUACUCUGCCAAACGCAAGGCUUCCAUGGCAACGCUGCGGGCGUUUCUGGCCGAAGUGCAGGAUGUGAUCCCCGUGCAGAUGGUGGCGAUCACCGACAGCCAGGCUGACUUCUUCGAGAAUGACGCCAUCAAAGAGUUGAUGACGGAGGGGGAGCACAUCGCCACAGAGAUUGCUGCCAAGUUUACGGCGCUGUACUCGCUGUCACAGUAUCAUCGGCAGACGGAGGUGUUCACCCCGUUCUUCAACGAAGUGCUGGAGAAGAAGCCAAGCAUUGAGAGCUCCUUCCUUUUCGACAGCUCGUCACGUGAGUGCACCACCGGAGCCAGUGAAGACGUCUUCCCCACCUCACCGCACAGCCAUUCCCCCGCCUACAACACUUACUACCCAGAGUCUGAUGACGACAAUGAGGCCCCCCCACCCUACAGUCCAAUCGGUGACGACGUCCAGCUGCUGCCGACACAGAGCGAGCGAGCCAAGUACCGCAUUGACCUGGAGGGGAACGAGUAUCCGGUGCACAGCACACCUGUCGGAGACCACGAACGCAAUCACAAAGUGCCUCCACCUGUCCGACCCAAACCUGUGCUCCCUAAACCCAACGUCAGAAAGCUGGACCCCAACCUACUCAAAACCAUCGAGGCUGGCAUGCGAAGCAACCGCAGGAUGCCUCGCGGCCCAGUGAUGCACACCGAAGACGUGGAGACGUCGGACAACUAUGCAGACCCCGUGGACACGCUCCGGUCCAGGGGCUUCCACGACGACAUAUACGCCGUGCCUGACGACGCUCACAGCCGCCUGGUCAAAAUACAAAACUCAUUCGGUGGGCUGCACAGCCUCCACGGAGGAGGUGAGGAGGAGAACGGGUUCGACCGCAAGUCUCAGGCUGGACGGCGGCCGUCCAAAUACAAACACCGCUCUAAAAUCUUGUUCAGUAAGACCAAGGCCUACCAAAGACGGUUCCACUCCGACAGCGACGGUGAGGAGUCUGGCCCCGCCACGCAGAAAAAGAAAAAGGGAAGAGCCCACCGGGGCAGCGAGGAAGACCCUCUGCUGUCGCCCGCCGACCCCUGGAAGGGCGGCAUCGAUAAUCCUGCAAUCACCUCCGACCCCGAGCAGGAGGACAAGAAGAUGAAGAAGAAGAAGACACCCAAGACACCAAAGGAACCGAAGAAGCUGAAGUCCUCCAAACCCCCGAAGCCUCUGUACCCUCCGACCCGGAGAACCUGGGAGAGUAACUACUUUGGCGUUCCGCUGCAGAACCUGGUGACUCCGGACCGGCCCAUCCCGCUCUUCAUCGAUAAGUGUGUCGACUACAUCGAGCGAACAGGUCUGACCACUGAAGGUCUGUACCGGGUCAGCGGGAACAAGACGGACCAGGACAACAUCCAGAAACUGUUUGAUCAAGAUCACAGCAUCGACUUUGUGGCGAUGGACGUGGCCGUGAACGCUGCUGCUGGAGCUCUGAAGGCGUUCUUCACCGACCUUCCUGACCCACUGAUCCCCUACAGUCUGCACCCGGAGCUGGUGGAGGCAGCCAAAAUCAUGGACUACAUGGAGCGUCUGCAGGUUUUGCGUGAGAUCGUGAAGAAGUUUCCGUCGGUGAACUACCAGGUCUUUAAAUACAUCAUCACACACCUGAACAGGGUGAGCCAGCACAGUAAAACCAACCUGAUGACGGCUGAUAAUCUCUCCAUCUGCUUCUGGCCGACGCUGAUGAGACCCGACUUUGAGAACAAGGACACGCUGUCGACCACCAAGCUGAAUCAGGCCGUGGUGGAGUCCUUCAUCCUGCAGAGCGACUACUUCUUCCAUGGCGGCGAGGUGGCCGAGAGCUCCAGCAGCGAGGGGACGCCGCCUCCACACUGCCACAACAUGGUGGAGGCUCUGCUGCCGCUGCAGCUACCUCCACCGCUGCAGCCCCAGCAGAUCCAGCAGAUCCAGCACACGCUGCCGCCUGACCCGCUCAUAUAGCAGCUUCUGGAGAUCUUCUGAGGAGCUUCUGAAGAACUUCUGGAGAUCUUCUGAAGAGCUUCUGGAGAACUUCUGGAGAUCUUCUGAAGAGCUUCUAGAGAACUUCUGAAGAGCUUCUGGAGGACUUCUGGAGAACUUCUGGAGAACUUCUGAAGAGCUUCUGAAGAGCUUCUGGAGGACUUCUGGAGAACUUCUGGAGAUCUUCUGAAGAGCUUCUAGAGAACUUCUGAAGAGCUUCUGGAGGACUUCUGGAGAACUUCUGGAGAACUUCUGAAGAGCUUCUGAAGAGCUUCUGGAGGACUUCUGGAGAACUUCUGGAGAACUUCUGAAGAGCUUCUGAAGAGCUUCUGGAGGACUUCUGGAGAGCUUCUGAAGAACUUCUAGAGACCUUCUGAAGAGCUUCUGGAGAACUUCUGAAGAGCUUCUGGAGAUCUUCUGAAGAGCUUCUGGAGAUCUUCUGGAGAGCUGAGGACUUGUGAGCUGAUCAAACACGUCCAGUCUCCUGUGGGCACAUAGCAACGCUGAGCACAGAGGUUCUCCUGAAGGAGCUGAACCAACUGAUCCACUGUUUGUCUUCCUGCACAGGAAACCUUUCUUCUUCUUCUUCUUCUGGUGGCUGAAGCAGCGAGCAGAUCCGUGGACUUGCAGACAUCUGGGUUAUUUUUGGAGGAGGACAACGGAUCUGGAGGACGAUGAAGGUCCAAACACCAAUUUCAUGUUUGUCAUGUUAGUUUUUGUAUUUUUUUAUGGUUUGUGUCUGCUGAGUGUUUGAGGAGCAGCAGAAGGAAAAAGGGAAGCAGGACAAAGAUGAUGAUGAUGAUGAAACCACUUGGAGGCAUCUCGACUCCUUCGCUCUUCGUUUCUUCUGCCGGUUCGUUGGAUGGAAACUUGCAUGUCUCUGUUUUUGCCACUUUAGUGAAACAACAAAAAAGAAACUAAAAGUUAAAAAAUGAAACUCUGAAGCUCGUGGUGGUUUAAGGGAACGUUUCUUCAUCGCUUCCUUCCUCCUCCAUCAACAAACCAAUGGUUAAUCUCGUAUUUUUGGUUGUUUGUGGAAUAGUUUCCCUAAAUAGAGGACAGAAGUAUAUAAAGUAUAAAUCUAUGAAUUAUCAGCAGAGGCUGCUUAGUGAACUACGGGGUACGGACUAUAACCUGGACAUUAAUCACCUGUUCUGAUGCUGUGUGAAUGAGAGUGUUAGCGGAUCAGUAACUGGUCAAUAACUGAUCAAUAACUGAUCAGUAACUGAUCAAUACCUGAUCAAUACCUGAUCAAUAACUGUUUGGCUCGUCCCACACAUUAAAGUCUCUCAGCUCUUUUCUUCAUCGUCGUUUAACUGAAACAGAAAAUAAAAUGAAACUUUAAUUUUCAUCUAAACUCUUUAAACCUGAUUCAGAUCAAAACUCUAGUUUAUAGAAAAUACUGCAGUACUGCAGAUAUUUAUACACACAGAAGUAUUCUACUGUAGUAUUACUACUAGUAUUCAGUCUGAACCUCCUGAAGGAAAACUGCCAUUAAUCUGGAUCCAUCAGCUGAAAGAAACCAGGAAAAACUGAUCCAUGAUCAGAACAGUUCCUGAUUGAUUUCAUGGAUCAAUUGUUUGAAUGUGGAAUAAAGUUUUCAAUAAAAAAACUGAAUUUAUUUAAUUUGAGAUUUUCUUUAAAUUUAGAUGAAAUUGUCUCCAGUUUUAAAUCAUCGGUUCUGGUUUCUGUUCCUGUUUGUUCUUCUGCUGCUUCAGGUUUAAUUCUAAAGAGUUUAAAGUUAAACUGAAUGUUGGGAUGAAAUCAGAAUCCAGAGAAACAGGAAAAAAGUUCAGUUCAACUCUCAGACAUAGAUCUGUUCAACAUAGAUCUGAUGAAUGUAGCUCUAUCCAUCAUAGAUCUGUCUAUCGUAGAGCUGUUCAAUAUAGAGCUGAUGAAUGUAGAUCUAUCCAACAGAUCUGUCCAUCGUAGAUCUGCUGGACCGUGUCCUCUAUGACUCCAGAUGAAGUAUAGUCUUUGUACACUAACUGAUCUGUUUAAACCACUUCUACGUCUUAAAGCUCUUUUUUCCCCUCCAGCUGAGAAACUCUUUGUCGGCAGAAAACUGGAACAUUUUCAUCGUUUGUUCCAGGAAGGUUCCAGAUGUUUGUGGUUCUGCUGAUGAAAGUGAUUUUAGGACGUUUAGCUCUCAGGAUGUUCGACUGUUUAAAGAUUCAAACUUUUCCUUUUCUAAUAAUUCUAACGUUGAGCCAUUCAAACCACUUCUAGAUCAUUAACUUUACCUCCGUUCUAUAUUUUCAUUGUCUGCAGAAAACACCAAAUGUUUGUCUGGUAUAAAUGUGAUAUUUUUACAUUUUUAGCCCUCAAAGCCACUUUUACAUCAUAAAACUAGAAAUAUUUUCCCUCCAGUAGUGAAACAGGGAUUCUAUUUGCAGAAAACUGAUUUAUUCUCUCUGCUUCAGGAACAAAAAUGACAAAUAUCUGUCAGUUCCAGCCUCCAAAUGUGAAACUUGUACAAUUCUAAUGUGAUAUUUUCACAUUUUCAACCACUAAUAGUCAGAAGGAGAAUCUGAAGCCUUGAACUGGAGGAAUUCAUGAACAACACCAACCUGGAGAGUUUUAACAGUCAGGUGUUAGAAACAGUUUGAAGAGGACACCAGGAGGAAUAAAAAGUUUUUAAACAAUCUGAAUUUGAGAUUUAAAGGAUAUUGGAUGGAUCUGAUCUGAUUAGAAGCAGUGACGGGACGAAGCCAAACGGAGGUUGUGAGUGGAUGAAGCGUCUUUUCUUUGUGGGAUAACAAAGGUUCAGCUGUUGGUCUGUAGUUUCUAUCAAUCAGCUGUUUUCCGGUUUCAUCCGGUGUACAAACCAGGCCACUCUAACAUCCGCUCUGUAUUAUAGUAAAUAAAAGGAUUUUCACAAAUGAAAAACUCUAAAAAUACUUUUUCUUUUCUCUCCAUAAUGUUUCCAAAUAAAGUUUCUUUUUUUUCCAAACUGCU